Anolis carolinensis (green anole) is the source of this 789-nucleotide messenger RNA. It is a transcript of the gene rnaseh2c, whose product is annotated as ribonuclease H2 subunit C. The coding region runs from base 56 to 553 and encodes 165 amino acids. NCBI's taxonomy places the organism in Eukaryota, Metazoa, Chordata, Lepidosauria, Squamata, Anolidae. Gene Ontology annotation, cellular component: ribonuclease H2 complex. Gene Ontology annotation, biological process: RNA catabolic process. The record is from RefSeq and is a predicted model, not a curated record. The transcript is spliced from 4 exons.
CAGGCUCGAGGUUGUUUUGGACUUCAACUCCCAGAAGCCUCAGCCGCCUCGGCCCAUGCGGAGGGAUCCUGGGAGUGGAAGUCCAAUAGGAGCGGAAGGCGCGCGUGGGGGCGGGGCCAGGGCCGGAAGAGGAAGCGGGAGCGGCAUGGCGGCGGCGGCGCGGCUGGCCUUGUCUCCCUCGGCGGAGCCUCCGCGGGCGGCCGUGCACUCGCUCCCCUGCCGGGUCCUCCACGACGGGGACGCCGCCGUCUGCAAGUACUUCUCCCCGGCCAUCCGGGCGCACGGCCACGAGUCGUCGGUCUCCUUCCGCGGGCGGAGCCUCAAGGGGACGAGCGUCUCCGUCCCGGAGGGAUACGUGGGGCUCGUGUUGGAGAAGGAGGCGGCACCGCUGCUGCCGUCAGAAGAGCAAGAGCUGCGCGUCAAGUCGGCCUUCGGGUCUCUGACGGUGUGGAAUCUGGAACAGGCGCCGAAGGACACGGACGAGAUCCUGAUGGCGCUGCGCUGGCCACAGAUCGCGGACGGGAUCCACUCGGCCGUGCCCGACGACGAGUGAGAACCACCGCAGAGCAAUGGAAGCGCAUAUUCGGGACUCAGCACACGCAGGCACAAGACUCCUCUUCUGCCCCUUGCUGCACAAGGUGACUCUCCACGGAUACGGCCUGACUCCGGUCUAUGCAUUUCGGUCUAUUUUGUUGUCUGAUACCUUGAGUGGAUGAUGGUUACACUUUUGGGGGCUGAGGAGAUACCUGUUUGGGGUGCCCGUCUCCAUAAACGACAUAUGCAACCGGA